CACCUUGGCGGGUGGGGAGGUGCAGGGCGCGCGGCCCAGCGGUCAGAGCCCUUAGCCCAGCUCCCCCUCGGUCAGAGACGGGGCGGACCCUGCGUCUCCCACUGCCAGUGGCUUCCUGAGGCCACGUGUGCGCCGUCUCGCGCUCUCUCCGCUCCGCGCUGAGCUGCAGCGAGUUAGCAGCCAGCGGCCAGCACACCUCACCUUUCCUGCGGGACACUCUCUCUGUGCGCCCCGCGAAUGGCGCCCUGUGCCCACGCCGGGCCUGGGAGCAGCCCCCAGGGCGCCUUCAUGCUCCUUAGCGUGACAGUGUGUGUUUGAAAGUCAGACUCGGAAAGCAGCAGGCCCCGGGGCCGGGCAGCCUUCGGGAGCUCGCCGGGGACAGUGCGUGCAGAGGGGAGUAGAUCGGUGCGUUUCAGGUGCGUCUCCUUCGAAACCGCAAUGCCUCCUUGCAAGCAACACGGGCCGAGUCAGCGGGCCGCCCGCUGCAGAGGCGGCGAUUCAGCACCCCAGCACGAGGACAGCUCUUUGCAGGGCUCUCCAGCCUGCCCGGCCUGGCUUUGAAUGGGCUGCUUGGAUACAGCUCCUUGCUUCUUCGAAUCAGAACCCUCGGAACACUUUGAACGGAAACAGACCCUCCCUCCCUCCGCCAAAGCUACAGGGCAGCCGCUGGCUCUGGGAGCUGCACUGUUCAGACCCCAGCAAGGGCCCAGAUGGCUCUCUGGGCUGCUCUCUCCCACGGACUUAGAGGCUUGCUCCUGGAGAUCUUCUAAUUCCACCAGAAGCAGCGAGAUGUGAGAUUUAGACCAAGCAAGAGAUUUAACUGAAAAUGCUGGACAAGUGGAUCCUCCUCCUCCUGUCAUUAUUAACAACCCAAAUUCAGAGCAAAACCCAGGAUCCAUACAAGCAGGAAUGCAAUACAAGGGGAAUCCAGUGUCAUCCAAAUGCAGUUUGUCAGCUGGAUGAAGUGACAACCUAUUUCUAUUGCCAAUGUCUGCCAGGAUAUGAGGGUGAUGGCACUAAUUUCUGUCAAGAGCCUGCUGUGAGCAUAACUGUUUUCAAUAACUCUGAUUGUGAUGGCUUUGGAGAGCAGGUUUGUCUUAUCAGAGUAAUUACUGGAAGAACAGUCACUUUCAGAGUCUCUAUCUCUGGGAACCACCAGCCGUCUAUGAUAAAAUGGUACAAAUUCUACUCUGCCCAAGGACCCCAGUUCCACAGUUAUCGAAGGAGAUUGACACCAGCUGAUAACCUGUCCCCAAAGAUGACUCUGGCCAACAGCAGUCUGGCUCUGAAGCUGUUUUCCAUUGAUGAGGAUGAUUUUUACCCAAACAUGUUCUGGGCUGAAAUCCAAGCAAAAGCCUUACCUGAUAAACAGCCAAAAAUUGAAGCUUAUGAUUUCACAGACUUUCAGAUGUUAAACCCUUCUCACUUGAGAUACUUUUUCGUCCUAGAAAGAAUGCCAAUAGAGCUUGGACAGUUUUUAGAAGGAGACACUAUUACCAUCCAGCUGCCCCAGUAUCUUCAGGUGUCUCCUUCCAGCUUUGUGAAGUGGACCAAGGAGCCUUCGCUCAUGACAUUGUUUGACAGCAAUGCUGUUGUGCUGGCCAACAGGACUGAGGGGAUUGAGAUCAAAGGAGUAAAGAAUAGUGAAUUUGGUUACAUCCGAGCUCUUGUCUAUGAUUUCACCCCUGAUGUUCCUGGAAGGGUUAUGGUAGCCCAGAGGCUCUUCUUCAUAAAGAAGGAUAUUAGCAAAAUGUGCAGUGGAACUCGGAAUGAAAAGAAUUGCCACUGUAACCCGGGAUUUGAGGGAAAUGGCGUACACUGUAUUGAUAUAGAUGAGUGUGUGGAAGGAAUGCCCAUGAAGUGCCUGCCCGAGGCUGAAUGCAUCAAUAGAUAUGGAUCGUACUUUUGUCGUUGCCCACGUGGAUUCAAAGGAGAUGGACUGUACAGCUGUGUAGAUAUAGAUGAGUGUGCAGGAGGUAUCCAUAACUGUAAUCAGGAUGCUACUUGUCUGAAUACUCUUGGCUCCUAUUUCUGUGUGUGUCAGAGUGGGUUUAUUGGUGAUGGCAUUCACUGUAAAGCAAAAAGCAUAUGGUCCCCAUGGUCUCCGUGGUCUAUCUGUACUGUCACUUGUGGAUACCGGAACCAAAUGCGGAUCCGCUUGUGCACCCAUCCAGAGAGUGGGAUGCGUUGUGAGGGACCUUCUACUGAUCUCAAGCUUUGUCCCAAUCUAGAACCGUGCCCAAUGAAUGGCCAGUGGUCAGAAUGGUCACCCUGGUCAAUGUGUUCUGACACCUGUUCAGGAAUCAAGAAAAGAAUCCGGAUUUGCAAUAGCCCUGCUCCUUCCAGAGGAGGUUUGCCCUGUGCUGGGUUAAAGGAGGAAGUCACGGUGUGCAACAACAACAAAUGCCCAGUUGAUGGGAUGUGGUCUCCGUGGGCAUCCUGGACUCCCUGCCCCAUCUCUUGCGGCCUAGGUGUGGUGAGCCGAUCUCGACGAUGCAAUAAUCCUGCCCCAGAGCAUGGGGGAAAGAAUUGCACUGGACACAGAUAUGAGGAAGGUUCUUGUGGAUUUCCAGAGGACUUUUGCAAAUACUUGAAGCGACCAUCUGAAUCCAUUAUACCUGGGAAACUGAUCCAGUAAUCAGUCUAAAGAAGUUAGUGUGCUGAAAAACUGUUGAAAUUCACUGGCCUCUAACUCACUUCUAUGCCUUUUAAAAGCCCAGCUGUACUGAAAAGUUCCAAAAGAAACCUGCCUCAACAGAAAACUUAUAGUCAUAAUACUUACCGGAAAACACACAUUAUUGGUAUUGGAACCAGUGCAGUGUACUGAAUGCUAAGGCCCAUGUUGUUCAUGACUCUCCUAGAGAAGAAUAAAAGCCUGGAACAAAAUGAA
This is a messenger RNA of Gopherus evgoodei (Goodes thornscrub tortoise), 2890 nucleotides long. RefSeq lists its product as uncharacterized. The record is from RefSeq and is a predicted model, not a curated record. The transcript is spliced from 13 exons. Gene Ontology annotation, molecular function: calcium ion binding. Bases 827 to 2638 code for a protein of 603 amino acids. Lineage: Eukaryota; Metazoa; Chordata; Testudines; Testudinidae.